This is a messenger RNA of Fomitiporia mediterranea MF3/22, 1173 nucleotides long. Its product is annotated as CBS-domain-containing protein. The record is from RefSeq and is a predicted model, not a curated record. NCBI's taxonomy places the organism in Eukaryota, Fungi, Basidiomycota, Agaricomycetes, Hymenochaetales, Hymenochaetaceae. Bases 1 to 1173 code for a protein of 390 amino acids. The transcript is spliced from 6 exons.
AUGUCCUCUGAACACAGUGCGACUCUGUCCCCGCCACCUACCAGUCCAAGAGUACGACGUCAACCAUCUGGGCGUCGGCGAGCAGGUUCUCAGCUGCCUCCGGCACCAUCACUUGAAACGCAUGAAGCUGCACUCAAGUCGAUCCGAGCGCACUUGAGGAGUCGGACGAACUACGAUUCCUUCCCAGUCAGUUACCGCAUCAUCGUUCUUGAUACAAAGCUAGAAGUAAGGAAGGCAUUGCAAUGCGUCGUUUCGGCCCCGCUGUGGAACAGCGAGAAGAGUCGCUUCGCUGGAAUGCUGACUGUGUCAGACAUCAUCCAUCUAAUACAAUAUUACUACCACACCGCAACAUACGAGUCAGCGGUCGCCGAUGUUGAGAACUUGCGCUUAGAGAAUUUGCGACAAAUCGAGACUCACCUCGGUGUAGCUCCCGUUCCUCUCAUUCGCGAGCAUCCUUCGAGCACCUUGUUUGCUGCCGCCAAGCGGUUGAUUGAGACUCACGCUCGUCGAUUGCCGCUCCUCGACGUAGACACUGAAACGGGACACGAAGUGAUUGUCUCUGUUUUAACGCAGUAUAGACUUCUCAAAUAUGUCGCGAUAAACUGCGCCAAAGACGUGCAGCAGCUCCAUAUGCCUCUGCGAAAGCUCAAGAUCGGUACAUACGUUAAUGCCUCGCCAAAUACGCCCGCUCAGGUACCAGAAGAGGGUGAACCUGAGAAGCCUCCAGAAAAUCCGUACUACCCCAUUGCAACUGCUACGAUGAGCACUCGUGUCUUCGACGUCGUCCACAUGUUUUCUGAGCGCGGCAUUUCCGCUGUCCCGAUCAUCGAUGAGAACGGCGUCGUUGUGAACUUGUAUGAGACGGUUGACGUUAUCACUCUUGUACGGCUGGGAGCGUACCAAUCGCUGGAUCUAACCAUCGCAGAAGCAUUAACCCAGCGCUCGCCUGAUUUUCCUGGGGUCGUUAUUUGCAAUGCUUCAGACUCGCUUGCAACCAUGCUGCAGCUCAUAAAGAAGAGACGGUUCCAUCGUCUCGUAGUGGUGGAGGGCGAGAAAGGACGGUUGCUGGGUAUCAUUACGCACAGCGACGUGCUUAAGUACAUUGUCGGUGAAGUAGGGAUCGGAGAAGCAAGCGAGGAGGGUGAGGCAGAGGAAUUGCGCUUUGAGUCAUAG